Diaporthe amygdali is the source of this 1563-nucleotide messenger RNA. RefSeq lists its product as uncharacterized. The record is from RefSeq and is a predicted model, not a curated record. Gene Ontology annotation, molecular function: iron ion binding; monooxygenase activity; oxidoreductase activity, acting on paired donors, with incorporation or reduction of molecular oxygen. The transcript has 3 exons. Lineage: Eukaryota; Fungi; Ascomycota; Sordariomycetes; Diaporthales; Diaporthaceae. Bases 1 to 1563 code for a protein of 520 amino acids.
AUGACUUCCACUCUCGCCUUGUGGCUUGGGAGUCUGGCUGCGGCGUAUUUGUUUCUUUCUGCAAUCCUUCAUCUCACUCAAGACGCAAAAGAGCCACCUGCGAUAGCGACUUCCAUCCCGUUCGUGAGUCCACUGCUUGGUCUCAUCACGGGCAUGCAGACCUUCUUUGUGAAACAAAGAGACAAGUAUGGUCUCCCAAUCUACACCCUCCGCAUGCCAGGUCAGCGCACAUACGUCGUCAACUCUGUGUCUCUUAUCCCAGCACUUCAACGUCAGAUCAAGACCAUCGCGUUUGCACCUAUUGAGGCUCAAGCGGCAGCGACAGUAAUGGGUGUCGGCCCGUCCGGAAACGCCAUCAUCGGCUCAGACCGUAUGCUCGAGGACGGUUCUUACCUAUCAACAUUCGUGCCGUCCAUCCAACCAGCUUUGGGCCCUGGGCCCGGACUCGACGCAAUCAACGGCUCAGCAAUCCGAUACAUUGCAGAUUCUCUGGAAUCCCUCAACUCCAACGGCCCAAAGACGGUGGAAUUAUUCUCCUGGAUCCGUGGAGAGCUUUUCAUGGCCACAACCGAGUCUAUCUAUGGACCACAGAAUCCGUUUCGUGACUCUGCUCUCGAGAAGGCAUGGUACAACUUCGAGCCGGGUAUCAUGAUUCACAUGCUCAAAGCAUGGCCAGGGAUUAUGGCGCGAAAGAGUCUGCAUGCACGAGAACACCUCCUUAUCCCAGCCUUCGAGAAAUAUUUCACGGAGAACGGCCACCAUAAGGGUUCUCUCCUCGUACAAUGUCGAUAUAAUCACAACAUAGGCCAUGGCUUGCAGGGCAGAGACGUAGCGGCCACCGAGAUCGGGCAGAUGGUCGCCUCCUUGACCAACAGCAUGGCGAGCGCGUUCUGGAUGGUGUACCACAUCUUCUCUGAUCCGACAGUCCUCAAAGAGUGCCGGGAAGAGGUUGAGCAGCUCGUUGAAGUGACCAAGGACGGUACUUGCGCCAUCGAUUUUACCAAGGUCAAGUCCUCGUGUCCGAUGCUUCUCUCAACCUGGCAAGAGACCCUGCGGUACUCGCAUAUUGGUAUCGCUGCUAGGGUGGUCAUGGAUGAUACCAUGCUGGCCAACCAGUACCUCCUGAAGAAGGGCGCAACCGUUAUGACCGUCACCCCAGUUCAACACACCGAAGAGGCUUUGUGGGGCCCCACGGUGAGCAGUUUUGAUCAUCACCGGUUUCUACGCGAGCCUGGUAGAAAACGCACCAACCCUGUUGCCUUCCGGGCUUUUGGUGGUGGUACGGUGCUCUGCCCUGGGCGGCAUUUUGUCACCACUGAAGUUAUGUCAUUCACGGCCUUGCUACUACUUCGUUUUGAUUUGAGGCCUGCGACUCAGGAUGGCAAGUGGGCAAAGCCACGGAAGAAUUUCCCCAUGACGUCGUCCAUGCCGACUCCUAAGGAUGAAGUGCAAGUAGAGAUUGUCCCGAGAGACAAGCCAGGUCGGAAAUGGCAUGUCACUUUCUCGACAUCUGGCAAGGGUGCGGAUAUCACCGCGGAAGAUGAAAAUAAGGGCGAUUCUUGA